This is a messenger RNA of Odobenus rosmarus divergens (Pacific walrus), 2663 nucleotides long. It is a transcript of the gene CHST15, whose product is annotated as carbohydrate (N-acetylgalactosamine 4-sulfate 6-O) sulfotransferase 15. Gene Ontology annotation, biological process: hexose biosynthetic process. Lineage: Eukaryota; Metazoa; Chordata; Mammalia; Carnivora; Odobenidae. The record is from RefSeq and is a predicted model, not a curated record. The transcript is spliced from 8 exons. The coding region runs from base 745 to 2430 and encodes 561 amino acids. Gene Ontology annotation, molecular function: N-acetylgalactosamine 4-sulfate 6-O-sulfotransferase activity.
AUUCCAGACUCGAGCUGAUGUGUGUCAGCGCGACAUGGGGCGGGGGGGGGGAGGGUUCUCUUCGGAGGUUUCAUUCGCCAUCUGCACGUCACUCCCAAACUUUUCCUUGCUGCGCUCGGGGAGUCAGGUUGACGCGUCCUGGAUGCGGGGCUUGAGGCGCGGGGCUGGGCGCGCUCCCGCGGAGCCGGAGCCGCAGAGGCUCCGGGGUUGGACUCGGGCUUCUCAGGUAAUCUGACAUUUUAAAGAUUUUGCUCCCCCUGAAGAGGAAACAUUUUAAAGGAGCGUGGGAUGUAGAGGAAAUCUUCACGGGCCUCUCCAAGGAUGGCAGGCCAACCCAUCCCUCGCUGAGACCAUGAUCGCUUCUAAUCUCCUGGGUGUCUCCAUGUUCUCCAGCGAGAAUUCUUCCAUUUCAUUUUGUGCCAUGGGAAAAACCUGAAGGACAGGCAGAAUUGCUCCCACACAUGUGGGCUUUUCUAAGAUUGCAGUAGCUCUUACAGAACAUGACAGUUGGAGAUCACUUCUUUUUGUUGUCUUUCAGAGUUGAACCAAAGAAGGCCCUUCCUCAUUCUCCAGGGCUUUGGUGCCUGCUCAUUUUUAUAUUGUUUGUUUCCAUUGCUUGUGCCUUAAAACCAUCUUAUCUAAUCGAAAGACAUCCUUAAAGUUUUUCCAGCACAACUUGCAUGCAUCCGGGCUCCUCAGGGGCUCGCCCAUGGCUCUGUGGGCCAGCUGUCCAAGGGCAUUACCAUGAGGCACUGCAUUAAUUGCUGCAUACAGUUGUUGCCCAACAACGAGCACAAACAGCAAGUCGGCUGCGGAGGAGGCCCCCUUCAUGGUCACCCGGAGUGCCCUGCGUGCAAAGGAGAGAACAAAAUUGUGCUCCGGGUGGACGGUAAGCAGAUGAACUUGCUUGCUGUUCUCGAGGUGAGGGCCGAGGGGAAUGAGAGCUGGGGCAGGUUUCUGCGCUUCAAGAAGGGGAAGCGAUGUAGCCUCGUGUUUGGAUUGAUGAUCAUGACCUUAGUGAUGGCAUCUUACAUCCUUUCUGGGGCCCACCAAGAGCUUCUGAUCUCCUCACCUUUCCAUUACGGAGCUUUCCCCAGUAAUCCCAGCUUGAUGGACGGAGAAAACCCUAGUGACAUGAAAGAGCAUCAUCACCAACCCUCUGUAAAUAAUAUUUCAUACGUCAAAGACUACCCAAGCAUUAAAUUAAUUAUCAACAGCAUCACAGCCAGGAUAGAAUUCACGACCAGGCAGCUCCCAGACAUAGAAGAUCUCAAGAAGCAGGAAUUGCACAUGUUUUCAGUAAUCCCCAAUAAAUUUCUUCCAAAUAGCAAGAGCCCCUGUUGGUACGAGGAGUUCAUGGGCAGGAACACCACCGACCCGUACCUGACCAACUCCUAUGUGCUCUACUCCAAGCGCUUCCGCUCCACCUUUGACGCCCUGCGCAAGGCCUUCUGGGGCCACCUGUCCCACGCCAGCGGGAAGCACUUCCGCCUCCGCUGCCUGCCGCGCUUCUACAUCAUCGGGCAGCCUAAGUGCGGCACCACCGACCUCUACGACCGCCUCCGGCUGCACCCGGAAGUCAAGUUCUCCGCCAUCAAGGAGCCCCACUGGUGGACCCGGAAGCGCUUUGGGAUUGUCCGCCUGAGAGAUGGGCUUCGGGACCGCUACCCUGUGGAAGAUUACCUGGACCUCUUUGACCUGGCCGCACACCAGAUUCAUCAAGGCCUGCAGGCUGGCUCUGCAAACGAGCAGAGCAGGAUGACUAGAAUCAUUAUCGGGGAGGCCAGCGCCUCCACCAUGUGGGACAACAACGCCUGGACCUUCUUCUAUGACAACAGCACAGAUGGAGAGCCGCCCUUUCUGACCCAGGACUUCAUCCACGCCUUUCAGCCAGAUGCAAAACUGAUCGUCAUGCUCAGGGAUCCUGUGGAGAGGUUAUACUCCGACUAUCUCUACUUCGCAAGUUCGAAUAAAUCUGCCGAUGACUUCCAUGAAAAAGUGACGGAAGCUCUGCAGCUGUUUGAAAAUUGCAUGCUCGAUUAUUCCUUGCGUGCCUGCGUCUACAACAACACACUCAACAAUGCCAUGCCUGUGAGGCUCCAGGUCGGUCUGUAUGCUGUGUACCUUCUGGACUGGCUCACUGUCUUUAACAAAGAACAGUUCCUCAUUCUUCGCCUGGAGGACCACGCAUCCAACGUCAAAUACACCAUGCACAGGGUCUUCCAGUUUCUCAACCUCGGGCCCUUAGGUGAGAAACAAGAGACCCUGAUGACAAAGAGCCCCGCAUCCAACGCGCGGCGCCCUGAGGACCGGAACCUGGGGCCCAUGUGGCCGGUCACCCAGAGGAUCCUGCAGGACUUCUAUGGGCCCUUCAACACCAGGCUGGCACAGGUGCUCGCCGACGAGGCAUUCGCCUGGAGGAAGACCUGAGGGCUGAGCUCCUGCGGCGGGUUCCACUGUACCAUGAUGGAAGAGUCUCUUUGGGGGUGGGGGCCCCUUUUACUCACAGCGUGGAGAAAACCCUGAGAUUCUUCUUCCCCUCCCAGGCACGUGUUUAGUAUAAGCAUUUGUGGUGUGAAAUAACCUGGCAACUGACCCUUCAUGGAGCUCCCCCAUCUGAGGCCACUGGAAACUCCACUGGGGAAACUGAUCCCUCCUGCACC